UGGGUAUUUUUGCGACAGGUCCAAAAGAUCCUAGGCCCCACGGAUGUUCUUCCUGAUAUCAUAGAUCCGAGGCUAGUGCAAAAGACUGUCCGGGUCUUUCUGAGCUCAACCUUUACAGAUACAAGGGUGGAGAGAAAUGAACUCAUGGAGGAAGUGUUUGAACCAGUUCAGGAGCUUUGUCAGCAACAUGGUAUUGCCUUUGAAGUAGUGGACCUGCGAUGGGGUAAGACAGAGCAGUAUCUAUCAAUAAGCUUUCUGUUUGUAUUUUUGACAGAGAAGUAGUCAUUCUUGGUAGUUUAGAAUGUAAAAUUAAUCACUAAAGAAGUAAAUUGAAAGUUUGGCAUAAUAGUGUUAGAAGUUUCUUAGCGAAAACAAAACUCUUCUGACCAACAAACACGAGGCUACUUUCUCUAGUAGUCUUGUUGAUCUCUGUCUUCUAUUCGUCUAGAGGAGAAGACUGAGAUUUAUUUCCUCAGCGGCCAUUUUUCCAUUUUAGAACUUAAAACGGUACCUUUUUUGCAACUGGAAAACAACGUUUUUUAAAACAAGGCAAGAGCUUGAGAAACUGGAACUAACAAGAAAACAACGCAGACAAGUGGUCCCCAAUCAGUUUAAUUCACUGAUAAAGUCUCACGGAAUAAUCUUUCUUUUUCACGCACAAUGACGCCGAAACAUCCUUUUAUAGUAAAAAGUAAAAUCGAACUUCUUUUAGAUCAUUUCGUUCAUUGGCUUUCAAAUUGUAAGUCGAAAUGCAGAGAAUACUCCCUAAGAUGGGUAGGGUGGGAGGCAUGCAGUAUCGUCAAUCAAACUGACUACGGGCCGGCGGAAAGUCUAGUAAUCUGAUUCAGUUAUUGCUCUUUAUCCACCAGGGGUGCGCCAAGAGUCCGUGGAUGAUCACCGUAUUGUAAAUAUCUGCAUGGAAGAAAUCAAACGUUGCCAGGAGAAAUCACUUGCUAUCGCCUUUAUUGCCCUCUUAGGCGACAAAUAUGGCUGGAGACCUCUACCCCCGUCAGUCGAAGCUGACGAAUUUGAAGCGCUUCUUCAGCUGAUUGACCAAUCAGACCGCGAACUGAUCACUCGUUGGUAUCUUCGUGACGACAACUCGGUUCCGCCUUGUUAUUUGUUGCAACCAAUCUCAACGCAGUUUCCCAUCCACUCAGCAAAUAAAGAGGGAAUGUCAAAUGCUUGGGCGGACUGGGGCAAAGUCGAGAAGAGGAUCUGGAGUCAUUUGCGGUCAGCGGCAGAGAAGGCUGGUCUGAAGGAAGAAGAGAAGCAAAAAUACACAGUUUCCGUGACUCAACUGGAAGUGGAAAGGGGAGUGGUUACAGAUCCCGAGGCAAGCCAACGUUCCCUUGUUAUUGAUCGAAGGUUUGAUCAAAUUAAUGAAGAGGAUAAAGAGGCGAGAAAUUUCGUUAACAUACAGGUAGGAGACCAAUUUUGAUAUGUUUAAAACAAAAGACAUUUGCUACUCAUCCGUGAACGUUAAGGCGAUUUCUUUUUAUUUAUUCCCCAAGCCUUGGUGCCCUGUGAUGAAUUUUGAUAUAUCGAAAUUAUUUUUGGGCAGGCCGGUCAUAGAAAUUAUUAUUUCUACUUCCUUUACCCCGUGUGCACUUAGCACCUCCUUGGAAUUUUUUUCACGAUAACGUAUUUUGCGUCCAUGAUUUGGAUAUUCAGUUUUACGUAAAAUGUAAUUUUUCGUCGACCCUAGAUACUACUCCUCCUGCAUUUGUGCGUGACCAAUAGAUAUUAUGUAUAUUGUGGAGCAUUGUAAAGGUUAUUGAUCAGUAUAUUUGUUAUUGCCCAUUUCUUCAUUAAUUCUCAUUGCUUUAGCCGUAUUCCUGCUUCUUUAAACCUUACUGUAUGUAAACAUUACCGGUUUUACGCGAUAUGUAUUUUUAAUUACUGCUGAAUUAGUCAAAUUGCCUGCAGAUUAACAAUCGGAUUUUUUUUCUGUCGCAGUGUCCUAUCCCUUUUUCUCAACUGAAGUACGACAUUGUUAUUCAUGAGAAGGUUACUAAAAUUCGGACAAAGAGGUUACAUAAUAUAGACAGUCGCUGACUCUGUUAACUCCUUAGGACGAUGGAAGAAAAGACCCAGAAUGCCUAGAACUGCUCUCGGAGUUGAAAGAUAGUCGCAUUCCAUCUUCGCUGGAAGUUGGACGGAUACUUAAGUUUACUAACUUACGAUGGCAUCACGAAGGACUUCAUAAAGGCGAACAUGGAGCGUACAUCAAAGGUAAGAAGCCCUAUCAGUGAAAAAGAACCAUGAAGGACCACAACGGCCGACGUGGUGCAAUAAUGCGCGCUAUUUCUAACUUGCAGAAUGUGUCCAUCCCUAGCAGUGUUGCGUGCCAUAUUGAACAGUAGUUCAAUGUCUGUAGCAUUGCAAAGAACAAAUUUCAUUGUGUAUCUAAAUUCUACGACACACGGUGCGCAACAACCAUCGUCUUUGCCUUCUUCUUGAGACACCAUAUCCUCUCUAGCAUACAACUCAGAGUAAUGUUCUACUCAGCUUUCCAUCUGUUUUGCUCGGUCCUGGAUAAUCUCCCCUGUAGCAGAUUUUAAGGGGGCUGUUUUCUUCUGAGAAAAACCUAGUACCUGCUUGAUUCCCACAUUGGUUUUCGACUUAAAAUAGACUUCCAGCCUGCUAGGCUAGCAUUUACGCUUGUUGUCUCCUCUUCUGUCAACUUGAGAUUUAAAAAUAUCUGCAGACAAUCUUUUCCCAUUACGGAUCGUAGCGUCGCUAAGUGUAUCGCCUCAGGCACAGGCAGCCCAAAUUCUCGUUACGAGGAAAGGGUGUAAAGUAAUUUACUUACCAUAGGUGACGCGCAGACCUUUCUGCUAGACGCGUCGGUGUCGCGUUACAGGCGACCGUUGAAAAUAUGAGACUUUGUAUGAGAAAAAAAAUACUGAGAUCUGCGAACGCUAAAUACCGUUAAAUCUAAUUUUUCCUUCAAUGAAAUUAAUAAAAAGACUUACCUGCGGUAUAUUCCACCGCGUUUCGGUGUCUGCUUGUCGUUUUACUGGCUUUUUUGGCUUUAUUGCAUAACACUUACUCCCUUCAUGAGUAACCACAGGGAGCCCGCACAAUCUGUUUGUGUAGCCGAUUGUUAUUUUAUAUAAUUUUAUGUAUUAUUUAACCAUUUGGUUAACGACAUCCAAUAAAAAAAAGGUAAUCAGCGGGACGGUUUGUGGCUGGCACGUACGGAAUCUUGCUACGCAUUCCUGCCGCUCGAAUACUGUGGGAUUUUUUUUCUUCGACGGCUAGCUCCGGGCUGUUUGGAUGGAUUUUUCAUCGGAAGGUACGAGGAGAAACGUGAAUCUUUCUACCUUUUUGCUACGGAGUUUGAAAGCGGAGCAAUGCGAUCUUGGGGGGAAAAAGCGCUCCGGCACUGGAGCCCUUUCAAAACAUGGAUUCCACCCUUGUCCUUCUAUUACAAGGAACAGUCAACGGCGAAAUCAAACUCCUUCAAAGUCGCUCAAAAAACCGCUUUUGAGGUAAAAGGACGACUAUAUACCACAGGUAAGGUAAUUCAACGUUUAUUUAUCAUUGAUUUAUAUACAUGGUUAGCGAUAUAUCGCUAUAGGUGAAGCAAACGGUAAAUCCAGUACAUUUACUAUAAAAUAACAAUCGGCUACUCAAACAGAUUGUGUGGCAUGGGCUCCCAGUGGAGUAACAGUGGUUAUAGCCUGCAUAGCAGCGGUUAUGCAAUAAAGCCAAAAAAACAGUAAAACGACAAACACACACCGAAACACGGUGGAAUAUAUCGCAGGUAAGUUUUUGUUUAUUUAUUUCAUUGAAGGAAAAAUUAGAUUUAACGGUAUUUAGCAUUCGCAGAUCUCAGUAUUUUAUUUCUCAUACAAAGUUUCAUAUUUUCAACGUUGGCCUGUAACGCGACACCGACGCGUCUAGCAAAAAGGUCACGCGUCGCCUAUGGUAAGUAAAUUACGUGCUUUACACCCUUUCCUCGUAACGUGAGUUUGGGCCGCCUGUGCCUCAGGGCGCAUGUCGAGGCCAACGUCGAGCUCGCAGUCCUCCCAUUGUUGUCUGAGGAACUCAAAAUUAGAGAGACUUUCAUGGGAGCCGGUACUGGGAAAUUGGACGUGAAGCUUAGAGCUGUAGUAAUGAGGGGCAUUAUUUGCGAAUGGCUUUCUGCUGGCACUUCUCGUUGUUCCCCUAGAGGUUUCGGGAUUGUUUUCUGUCUUCCUUAGCCUGAGAUCAUGCCCUCUCCCUAUUAUCCCUUUAUGUCUCUCACGGGAAGCGGGCAUGAUACAUUUCUCUGUCGGAUCACAUGUAAAAAUGCCAGAAUCUGGACUUUUUUCUGAUUGGAUAGGAAACAAUGCGGAUGAUUUGCGCUGUUCCGAUUGGCCAAAAUGACGCCAUCCGUUAGUUGUUGUUGAUUUCAGUCUGCAUUUUUGCUUGCGUAAUAAGCAGUGAAUACACACGCGAGUUCGUUAUGAAAUUUCUGCCCGCUCACUUUUCUUGAAUUUGAAGAAUGCCUAAAUAGAAGUUUCAUCCAUUGAAAUAUUUACCAUCUCAUCGUAUACCAAAACAGUUGCAGUCAAAACUUCACCGAUCAUUUGAAUGCAAUUUGAUACCGGCUACAAGUUACAGAAGCGACAAACGGGUUCACUUUUCAAAUAAUCAAUUCAUGAAUGGAAUCUUGACCUGGUUUGACUGUAUUUCCUCCGUCAGAAAUCAUGCUGCGAAUCAUUCUGAGCGAUCUUCGCUUUCACAACACCUUUCGGUUCGUGAAAUAUGGUGCUUCAGCCUAAUUUUUUUUCCACUGCUUUCGGUACAGAACGAAGUCAACGAGCUUUAACCAGUAAAUUCUUUAUUAUUUGUAGCUGUUCAUAAAGCUACGACAGCUCCAGCUAGCAGUAUAUUUCAUCACAAAAACAACACCUUUUUUUUUUUUUUUUACGAAGCGCCAUCUGAACACGGACGUACUUAAAAAUUUUUUUUCCCUAAAACUGAUUUCAAAAGAGACAUUAUUCGCGCCAAAAUUUGAUUCCCGUUUUGUAAACGCUUAUUCUCGGUUUUCACUGUCACGCAAUCAAAAAUAAAAUUGCAAACCAUUCAAUACAGAAAGUCCCGAAACAAGGAAAUAAAAGAAGAUAAAUAAGCAAAAGGCCUCGCCAAGAAUCAGGUCUGUGCGAUAUUUCAUAUGCGAGAUAUUAGGAAAAACGUUUUACCCAAAUUUACAAAGCUUUGUAUGGCGACGCCAUGUUUGUGUCCCUUUGCGGGGCACAAAUAUGGCCGCCGGAAACCAACAGAAACAUCUGUUUUUGAUUUUUCCUACUAAUGCGUUAAUUCAUCGCUUGAAAAACUCAUAAACUAUUAAAGUGAUAUUUAUUCUGAGACAAAGAAUGUUUAGACAGCAAAAUCUCCCAAAAUUGGUAAUGUUUUUAACCCACAUAAGAGCCGUUGUGGCCGCCAGCUAAAUGCCGCGUCACGCAAAAGCCUAGAAAUUCAAACGUCCUCUAUCGUAAAACGAAGAACCCUUUCGAACCAAAACUCUGUUUAAAUAAAGGUGUUUAGGUGCUGUAAUACCUCAUGAAACUCAGAAACUCAGAAGAAUCGAUAGUUUCUUAGUUUGAAUUUUGGUGACGUCAUGUGAAAACCGAGAAUUGGCUAAAAACAUGACAGGUCAAGCAAACGUUAGAUUAUGUAAAUUAGGGGGCGGUUGACUGCUUGUUAAAUAAAUGUAUCAGGCGUUAUUUUUUUCCCUCUCGAGCCAAAGAAGCAAAAAAAAAAAACAAAAAAAACAAAAAAAAAAAGACGCCUGAUCUCAGGUUAGUCUUCCUAGACUGACCUUUGUUUUGUGCGAUUCUGUGGUAGAAUUCGCAGUGGCUGUUACUGAAAGAAUCGCGAUUUACUUCUUGACACCAUGUUGUACUCCCGGGGUUGUACUCUUAGCAGUAAUCAUACCAUUUUAUGAGAGAGCAAAGGUAGUUUUGCUUGAUUGACACUUAACCCACUUUAACAUGUCACGCAACAUGUAACACCAAAUACUAUACCCUUUGAAGCCACACAGACCUGUAUAACCUAUAUAAAGAAAUACCCCGGCUUUUAAGAGACCUUUAAAUAUUUCGGCAUGAGUGCGUUUAUAGGCCAAAAGCUUUAAUUCAAAGAUGUCUUUUUUAAAUUUCAAUCUCUAUAGAAAUGUGCAACCGCACUAGAGAACUCUUAAUGUCACGCAUCCGUGAAGUCCUGCAAAGACUUGGUCCUUCCAAUCCAGUCAUAGAAGAGGUCACGCGUCACGCGCUCUUCUGUCGUGAUCACACACUCUCGUUCCAGGGUCGCGCCGAUAUUUUACAGGUCGUUGACAAACACCUUAGUGUUCGUAAUCCCUUGAAGCCCUUAGUAAUCUAUGGUGAGUCAGGAGUUGGAAAGACGUCACUUAUGUCCAAGAUUGUCAUGGAAACACAAGCAAAGAGCAAAGAGAGAAAUCUCGCAGUCAUGUAUCGGUUUUGUGGAACAACACCAGACUCAUCUACUGGUACGAUAGUCAUUGUAUAUUGCAUUGGUAUUGUACACAAUAGAGGUAUAGUCUCUCCCUGUCAUAUUAAAGGGUUCACGGGCAAUUCUCAACCUGUUCCCCAGGGCUUUCUUCAUUGAUUAUGAUCAGUAAAACGUGUCAAUUUGUCAUAACUAUUGGCGAUGACUGGUCAAGUGUCCCUAACAUGGUAAUAUAUUGACGCUGUCUAAAAUCAUUCAAAAAGUUUGAUAGUAGUGGUGGAUAGCUUUCUCGUUCUGAUUAGAACUCAUCAGUAGGGCAGGGUUGGUGUUGGUACAAUUAUCCCACACACUUAUUUAGUAGAACGUCCACCAUACCUUAUCAUAUCACGUAAGUCAGAGAGAACAAGAGCCCUUUCUCCUUUUGAUGUGUUACGAAGACGCAUAUUAUUACGAGGGCCACGGGCAACCUGAGGCUCAAAACUAUAGGCAAAACCAAUUUUUAAAGCAGCGUAUUGGUGUCUGUGUCUGUGUGUAAUUCUGUGAGUUUCUUGCCUCUUUAUUGCGUAAGUCUUAUUAAAGGAAGUGCAGAAGAGGUACCAGAUCCGUCAGUCUGAAUGUGGUUGCGUCAACCUAACUGAUUAUGAUUCCUGACACUUUUCCAGGUAGAGCUCUUACAGAGAGUUUCUGUAAACAAAUAAAACUCGUUUACAGCAUCAGUGAAGAAGUCCCAGAAGAUUACAAAACCUUGUGUGAGGCCUUCCCUAAAUUUCUGGAACGUGCGUCGGAAGAAACGCCGCUGUGCAUAGUGAUCGAUUCUUUAGAUCAGUUAACUGAUGAGGACGGCGCGAGGCGCUUCUUAGAAUGGCUUCCGCGUAAGUUACCUGCGCAUGUGCACAUGAUAAUAUCUACUCUGCCAGAGGAGGGUGGCUGUAUGAAGCGAUUAAAGACGUUUGGAAUCCCCGCUGGACAGUUUUUACAGGUAAAUGAAAUUGACAAACAGUUGUUACGACUGUAGUGAAAGGUAAAACGUUGUACUUUCAAAUAAAUUAAAGUAAAAAUCUGUGACUAAGAACCUGGUUUAUACGAACCUGUUUGGCUAAAAUUUGCCAGUUAGAGCCCCUCUAUACAACAACCUGUAUAGCCUUAAAUUCGAAACAGGUUCUUAUUUUCUAAAAUUUAUAAGAAAAAUUCUCCAUACUAAGGCAAAUAAGGGAAGGCAACAGUCAUGAUCCUGUUUGGAGACAGGUGCCUUAUACUCUAACUACAAUACUAAUUAAGGGUGCAAAUUAGAUAGGAAUAAGCUGAAUACCACUUAACAUUCUUCAGAAAACAAGAACCUAUUUAAGAACCUAAAUAGCCUAAAUUUGGGCUAAUUACCAUUUACGUAAGAACCUGUUUAAGUUAACUUGGGAAAAUACAGGUUCUUAGUUGCGGGUUUUUACUGUAUGAAACUGUCGGUUUUUUAUCAGUAAGACUUGGUGGGUUAAACCAUUUUUUGUCAGCCCCGUUGACGUAUCUUGUUAUUUAUACUCUUGUUUAAGACCAUUUCAUUCUUAAAAUCCUGGCCUGGUUGCAUUAUCGUUACCUUUUUCCACCUCUCAUUGUCUCUGUUUUUUUUUUUUUUUUAUGAGAGGCGCACAGGGCGAAGUCCUUUAAGACUACAGUUUGUAAGAAACAAAAUUUUCUAAUAAACUGAUAUUUAUUUGACACCGGACAAUGUUUUUAUCCAUAAAGUACCGAUUGUAUUAUAAUCAUGGUGAAUUUAGGUGGCACGUCUCGACAAGCAUGAUGGACCUGUCAUUCUAGACGCAUGGCUUCAAGCAGUCAACAGGACGCUGACCCCCAAACAGCGGGCGCUUGUCUUAGAAGCAUUCGAUAAAUGUCCACUACCUCUGUAUUUACACCUCCUCUUUAACAAGUGUCGAUCGUGGCCUUCUUACAAGUAAGAACUUCUCAAUCAAGUCACGGAUAUCAGUUUUAAUGCGUUGAAAUUCUUUUUUUGUUCCUCUUCUCUCUCCUCUUUAGCCCCGUGUAAGAGAAUCCAAGAAAGUAUUGGAUUCUGGAUUCCACGCCGUAGAUCCAGGAUCCUAAGUACUGCAUUCGAUAUCUUUUUCAGUGGAACUUGGAUUCCGGAUUCCAAGCAUUGGUGGGAUCCCGGAUUCCUUAAGCUGUAUUCCGGAUUAAUUCACAAGAAGAAAUACGAAAAAAGAACAAAGAAGAAACUUGACUGUGACAAAAUCACCUACUUGCUUAUAUUAUUCUAACACUUAAGCUUUUAUUUAAACUAGCUACUCGAUAAAGCAGAUGAAAUGAAUCUUGCAGUGAACAUAAAUUGGUACCACGUGAAGGGGAACAUCAAACUACUACUAUUCAUCAGGUCUAGCUUGUUUUUACUUUUAAAACACUCCAGAGACUAUGACAAUAUACGUUUGCAUUAAUUUUUGUAUUAUUUUUUAUUUUUUUGGACCAAUUGAUCAAAGCACCAUAAACACAGAUUGCAACUCAAAUUUGAAGAAAUCAGAUAAGAGAAACAAGCUUUAUACAAACAAAUCGAAAAAGAAAACAAUACUGUACCGUGUAGACUGUUCACAGUCCCCUAUUUUCCCAUAAGAUCGUCGAGAUCGAUGGCAAUCCGUUGUGGGUUGCCAUCUUGGAUGAGUGUCAUGAAAAUCAAGAUGUCACCAUUAACGGUAACACGCGCUAUAUCACGACGAUCUCAAGGAAAAAUAGGGGACUGUAAACAGUCUAUGUCCUGUGAAACUAAUCAAAUAUGUUCAUCAAAUCACGCUUUUUAAUGUAAAAAUCGAAAAAUUUGUGGGUAGCAAUCUUUCGCAUUUCCGGUAUCUGGCAUGACCAUUUCAGGUACUUUUUAGGUGUCCAGGUCCGCUUAAUAGACGUGUCCGCUUAACAAAGGUUUCAUCAUUUUAAAGUAAAUAAGGGAAAUAAAUUUGGGGACUUCGGCUACUGUCCGCUUAAUACGGUGUCCGUUUAAUACAGGUUUCACUGUAAUAGUGACCUUACGCAACAGGACGGGAGAGGGAAGAAGACGGCAAACCAUGUGUGACAACAACUUUUUGCCAAACUUCAAUAUCCUUUCAAAAGAUCUUUUUGCAAAAGAUCAGAAAACAUUAAUGUUAAAUGAAGAUCACGACAAAACGCGUAAGAAUUAGCCCUGUCACGUUUUUUCACACACGAGCGUUUUGCCGUCCUCCUCUUCCUGCCGUCCGGUUGCGUAAACUCACUAGUAAUAGUAGACUGAGAGACGACUGGGGACAAGUAAGAAACUGCUGGGAAGCUUAUCUUACAUUUGUUAUAAUUCCAGAGACACCACGGAUAUCAUUCUUAAAGCUGGCGUAAUUGGGAUGAUAGACUCUCUAUAUGAAGACCUUGAAAAGUACCACGGCAAAAUGCUUGUGUCAAGAGUCCUGAGUCUGCUUGCUUCUGAGACGAAUGGGAUGAAUUCGGAAGAUAUUAUCAACAUACUGAGCUGUGACGAAGAACUUCUCAAAGACGUGUUAGUUUGGCACGAGCCACCGAAGCGCCGCUUACCACCCCUGCUGUUGGCUCGUCUGAAACACGACUUGGGUCCUUUCUUAGUAGAAAGGGGAGCCUUUGGAGUGUCACUGCUGGCACUAUUUCACAGGUAUUGCUGUGUCUUAUGUACUAGGACUACUGAAAGGAAUAAUGCCCAUUUACGACCCAAGUUUUGAACUUUCAUCAAUAAUUACCUUUUGUCAAAUGUCAGGGCCAAUACUAGGGCCAUAAGGUUGAUUAACUAAAACGAAAUUUUUCGGAAUACCGAAUUUUAGGGCUACAAAUCACAGGUAUUGCUGUUCCUUACAUACCCUUGGAGUGAAAAGGAAAAUGACCUGUAAUCACCUUAGUUCUCACCUUUUAUCGUUGUUGGAAAGAUUGUUUGAACAAUUUUUUGAUAAAUAACUAUUCUUUGUCAAAUGCAAGUGCUAAAACUGGAGCAUAGAGGUCAAUCAACUAAAACUUAAGUUGUUUAGCAAUAUCAAAUUUUACUAGCUGCAAAUGCGUCCAAAUAAAAAGUCUUAAAAGUUUGACCGACCUGAUCAAAUUAGGUUCGGAUCGAAAAUAUGUGGCAAUAUAAACGCCUACAUUGAUAAUCGUUUUCAAUAUCGCAUCAUGAAAUAUUAGGUGUUCCUUUGAAAGUUUUGCAGUCGUUUUAAACACCUUUUAAUUGAUCAUCUGUUUGUAGACAGUUCGUAGAGGUCGCAAGAGAAAAGUAUUUAAAAGAGAAUCGCAAAGAAAUUCACAGGAGCAUCGCUGAUUACUUUUCUGGAGACCUUCACAAGAAAUAUGGCAACGAACGUACCAUCCCUGCCCAGCCUCACGCAUACUCCACGGUCGCUCUAAACCUGAGAAAACUGGACAGACUACCAGUUGCUUUGCUUGAGACACGUGACUCUGAAAGGCUGCGAAGUACUCUGGGAGAUUUGAAAUUUGUUCAAGCUAAGUGCAUGGCAGGAAUGGGAUAUGAGCUUCUGGCAGAGGCUACCAGAGCUGUGAGUUGUGCGGUUGAUGAACACGCUGACAAUGAGGUGGGCCGCUUAGAUAAACUUUGCGAAUAUUUUCACGAGCGAUAGUCACUUUGCUAUUUAUCGCGACUUUAAGACCGCUGAUUGGUCAUAUUCAUCAGGGGAUGGUGUUAAAAUACUGAGUGGGACCUCUGACUGAAACCAUAAGGGGUAUCAUGGGCAAUGUUAAUAAGUAAAUUAACAGUGUAGUUUCUUUGUGAUUGUUGCAUUGCGGACCUCGUCAUCACUCAUCAUGGUUUGUGAGUUAGUGUGUGAAACUGUUCUCUCAGCGGUCCAUCGUUAGUACGGCCGGAUCAGCUUCUGUGUAGUCUGAUUAACGAUAUCACGUUGGAACCCAAUUCCUCUGCCUCUGCGAAAGGGAUAGAAAAGGUAGUUUCCUUAUAGUAAGACACCUGACAAAUUGGUUUGUUGUGCAGCGCUUUGUUGUUGUUGUUUUUUUAAUGGAAAUAGAAGCUUUGUUCCUGUACAUACUUCUAAAAGAUUUUGUUUACAGAUCAUUGAAGAUCUCCAAGACAUCUUGGGAUUUCUGCGAAGUGAAAUCCACAUUUUAACCAGGACACCAAUCCUGACGUACCAACAAGCUGCAACAUAUCCCCAACACCAAUGGGUUGCACAACAAGCCCAGCGCAUGCGCCAAACGUUUGACCAGCCAGACCCUGACAACAUCCCCACACCAGAGGGGUGGGUCGAGUGGAUGAACAAGCCUCAAGUUCCAGAAGCCUUUGAGCUUGAACUCAGUGGUCACUCAAAAAGCGUUCUUUCAACGUGCUUUGCAAAAGACAACAGGGCGUUGUUGUCUGGGUCAACCGAUGGGACCAUCCGUGUUUGGGACAGUCAAACAGGCGAGUUGCACGCCCAGCUUGAGGAUCAUCAAGGACCUGUAACAUGUGUGAGACUGUCGCCAGAUGGCAACGUGAUGGCCUCAGCUUCUGCUGAUAAGACCAUUCGACUAUGGAGAUUUCCAGCCAAUGAGUGUUUCAAGUUAGUAUUAUGCAAAUCAGUCAGUUUUCUACCUUUUCUGGCUUCCCUCAUAUAGGCAUUAACUCACUGUUGACUAUUAUAAUAAUAGUAUUAAAAUUUUAUAUACAGAAGAAAAUAGAUUUAAUGCACCUUCUAGCGCCCCUGUUUUGAUGCUUUGUCUUUCUCGCCUAGGACACCGAAGAAGACUAGCAGAGAUUAGAGAACCGGGUCAUGCCAGUAGUAUAUAAAAAAAACGCGUCAGUGAUUCACAAGGUCAAAAACUGUGAACAGGCUAGAACCUCGAGGUGUUUGAUGACAUGAGGAAUAUUUUGUGGAACGUUUGAUAUUUCUUCUCAAACAAAAAAAAUUACAGUGAGAAAGUUACUCUGCAAAAAUGAGGAGUCUUUCAUCUGAUUUCCACACGGCACUAAAAUACUUUGAUUUUCUUUCAACUUCGUGGUUGUCACUUGGUUGUACAAACGUACUUAUCAAUUGUAAUUUCUGGUGAAUGUUUUAAGGAUCAUCGAGGGACAUGAAGAUCGAGUGACAUGCAUUUCCUUUUGGAAAGACGGAGACAAGCUUCUGUCUGCUUCCAAAGACAAGAGCCUCAAAAUAUGGGAUGUAAACACUGGAGAGAACCUAGGAACGCUCCUGGGCCACAAAAGCUUCCCAAUGUCGUGCGCUUGGUCUCCGCUGGAUGAAUCAGUUGCUGCUUCAUGUGGAGAUCAACUGGAGCUCUUCAUAUGGGACCUCAGAAACAUGUCCAUCAAACGGACCUUGCAGGGACACCAGCGAGACGAUAACCCAAAUUUCCCCAUUAAAGACUCUUUAGAGGGGCACCAAGAACUCGACUACAAAUCACUUAUUUGGUCGGUAUGCUUCUCUCCUGAUGGAAAGUACCUCGCUUCCGCGUGCGUCGAUAGUGACGUCAUCUUGUGGGAUGUAACGACAGGGGUGAGGAUUUAUACUUUUAAUCUCCCAAAUGACGCCUCGACGGUCGCUUUCGUCCAAACCGAUCACGGCACGCGGUUAGCUGCAGGAUCUUCGGCCCAUCAUACUGUCACUCUGUUUGAUGCAACAUUUGAUGACACAAGUGAUAAAGGCGUCAGCAGCAGUUCCAGGACCCUAGCUUUGCUGGGUGGCCACUCCGACUGGGUGCUGGAUGUCGCGUUUAAUGGUGAUGGGACUCGGCUAGCGUCGGCGGCUCGCGACAAAACUGUUCGUGUCUGGGACGCAACGGCAGCGGAAAAGUUACGGAAGGCACGUUUCCAUUCUGAACGCUGUUGGAGCGUCGCGUACUCUGAUGACGGGAGAUGGUUGGCUUCUGCCUCCGAUGACUUUAAGGUAAGAGUUAGUAGUUGUCUCGGCAACCUCCAUCUUGAAUAAAAGUAGCUCAAUUCUUUUCAAAUGCAUCCUUACUAGAGGGUAUUUUAGUGAAGCAUUAUCAAUCUUUCUGGCUGCAUUCUAGAGUAGUCGUUCUUAUAAACCCAUUAGCAAACUCAUUUCGCCCUAAAUUAACAGAGCGCCUGUAAGGGCGUUAUCCGAGAGGAUUAAAAUUUUAUCCUGAGUUUCGGUCUACUAUCUUAUUGACCGUUUUGAACUGUCAGUUUCAAUUAACAAGGUUGGAACUCAGGGUAAAAACUACACAAAAUCUAUUGACUGCAGCUCUAGAUGAAGAAUUUAGUUAAACAUUUAGCUUAUCCCUGAGAGUAUAUAGUUAAUUAUCUUUCUAGUAAUUCAGGCUUGGUCCGAGAAGAAUAGAUCAUACUCAGUCUAUCUGCGAUGGUAGGCUGGGUCUGACUAUAGCUUACAGACGCCGAGUCGGAAGUUGGAUAAUCGGUUCAAAUGUAACUGAUAUUCCUUAUUCCUUGAAUAAUAUUUCUUACUCGAGCCUUGCAGACCUCAAGCCAUUAUAGUAGUUUUAGGCCGACAAUACAAAUAUGUUACUUUCCAUAGUCCAGGUCGUCACGAAAUCUUUAUAGUUACUGGGUAUUGGGAACUGUGUCAUUUGUCCCAAGGGAAUUUUCGCUGAAAAGGAGAACUUUCAAUUCCAUUCAGGAAUAUACUGAUUUAGCUGGACAGUCCUAAUUAAUAGUAUAAACCUCGUUGUGACUGCACCGAUCUGGCCUGCUAUUUUCGACUAUACUAGUCUUACUAAAUAGCCCUUAGACUCGCGCUUCUUAAGCCUAUUUGACAAAGGGACUACUCGGAACUUCGUUACUUCUCUUAUGCGUUGACUUUACUCUGCAGGUUUGCGUCUGGAACAUGGAGACCCACGAGGUUUCACUGAUCUAUGAGGGGCACGAACAGAAGAGAACGUUUUCUUGUGGAGUGCGGGCCUGUACGUUUUCAAGGGACUCAACCGAGGUGGCCAGCGGUGGGGACGAGCUCAAAAUUCGUAUUUGGUCACGAGAAACUGGUGAGGACAACAUCGUUCUGCACUGUGGCGAGUCCAUGCUGCCUUGGUGCCUACGAUUUUCUUUGGAUGACAAGUGGUUGAUCUCUGUGGGUGAGUUUACCAAUGGCGCCAUUGUUUGGGAUUUAGAAACGCAAAGCAAGAUUACGAUUUUGGGAGGUCAUGACCGCUUCUGCCAGUACACUGAAUUCUCGCCUUUAGGGAACUUCAUCUUGACCAGUUCCAUAGACAACUCAGCUAGAAUAUGGAACAGCGGUAGCCUCGAGCACGUGACUACAGUCACACAACCUGACUGGGUGACCUGUGCCACGUUUUCUCACAACGAGAAGCUGUUAGCCACGUGUUCAAAGGACGGGUUUGUUUGCCUGUGGGAAACCACUACAUGGCAGGUGCUCUGUAUAUUAGCAGGACACGAAUCUGAGAUAAGGAUGGUCAGUUUUUCACGCGAUGAUAAGCUCCUAGCGAGUGGGGCUUUGGAUCAAACCAUUCGCAUUUGGGAUUGCAAUACUCAUCGCCAGGUUCAAGUGUUCUACGCGGCCUCUGGAAUCUGGGGGUUGGCAUGGCACCCAGACCGGUGCGAUUUGCUAACAGCUGGUGAUGCUGUGGGGUAUCUGUACUUCUUGAAACUUCACAAUCGAGACAAGGCAGAAAAAGAGGUUAUUAAGUCGUAA
This is a messenger RNA of Porites lobata, 15071 nucleotides long. Lineage: Eukaryota; Metazoa; Cnidaria; Anthozoa; Scleractinia; Poritidae. The record is from the annotation of a GenBank genome assembly.